Molecule: messenger RNA, 1086 nt
Organism: Mauremys reevesii (Reeves's turtle)
Lineage: Eukaryota; Metazoa; Chordata; Testudines; Geoemydidae
Product: olfactory receptor 10A2-like
Exons: 3
Coding region: 1-1086 (361 amino acids)
Biological process (GO): G protein-coupled receptor signaling pathway
Cellular component (GO): membrane
Molecular function (GO): G protein-coupled receptor activity; olfactory receptor activity
Source: RefSeq, a predicted model, not a curated record
AUGUGUGGCUUUGGAGCAAAUACAUUAAUAAAAGCAGGGUAUAGUGUGAAUGAGAGGACUCAGGGAAGAUCAGCAUUGCUGCUGACGGAUUCUUCAUUUAUGAAGAAGGAUGAAGUCGAUAGCCAGUGGGAUACCAUUUUCAACAAUGCAAAGGAAAAUCGAAGUGCCACCACAGAAUUCAUCCUGCUUGGGUUUGGAAACCUCCAUGAACUGCAGCUCCUACCCUUUGUGACAGUUUUAUUUAUCUACAUGAUCGCUAUCUCUGGGAACAUGCUUGUUCUCAUCAUUGUAUUGGCUGAUCGCAGCCUUCACACCCCCAUGUACUUUUUCCUGGGCAACUUAUCCAUCUUGGAGAUCUGCUACAUCUCAACCAUUGUCCCUAAGAUGCUGAGAACCUUCCUGACAGAGCAUGAAGUGAUUUCACUCAUGGGCUGUAUCACACAAUUGUAUGUGUUUGGUUCCCUGGGUAUUUCUGAGUGUUUGCUCUUAUCAGUCAUGUCCUUUGACUGGUAUUUAGCCAUCUGCCAUCCGCUAAAUUAUUCAGCAAUAAUGAACUUCAAGGCUUGCCUUCUGCUAGCAGCUGGUUCUUGGGCAACUGGCUUUAUGGUUCCUGUGAUAAGCAUAGUUAUGGUAUUCAGGUUGCCUUUCUUUAUUUCCAAUGUGAUAGACCAUUUCUUCUGCGAUUUAAUGCCUCUGCUAAAACUGUUGUGCACCGGUGCUUAUAAGAUUGAGGUUGUAACUUUUACCUUUGCUGCCUGUGUGGUUGUGGUUCCAUGUUUACUAACCCUGGUUUCCUACUACAGGAUCAUAUUGACUAUCUCUAGGAUCCCUUCCACCACAGGAAAAAAAAAAGCCUUCUCCACCUGCUCCUCACACCUCCUUAUUGUUAGCAUUUUCUAUGGGGCCCUCAUUAUUAUCUACGGUUUUCCAAUAGGAAAUCAGUCACCUGGUCUAAACAAAGUCUUCUCCGUGCUCUACACUGUCCUGACUCCCACAGUCAACCCCCUCAUAUACAGUCUGAGAAACAAGGAGGUCAAGGAUGCCCUGAGAAGGAUUGCAAUGAAGGCAAUCGCUUUCAGAAGUUAA